UACUACCAGCUGCUGGAGGUGGGGCCCAGCGCCAGCAAGGCCGAGAUCAAGGCCUCGUACCGCCAGCUGGCGCUCAGGCUGCACCCCGACGUCAACUCGGCGCCCGACGCGGCGCAGCGCUUUGCCGAGGUGGCUGGCGCCUACGAUGUGCUGUCAGACCCGGCCAGCCGCACGCUGUACGACCGCUUUGGCGCCGAGGGCAUGAAG
Molecule: messenger RNA, 207 nt
Organism: Chlorella variabilis
Lineage: Eukaryota; Viridiplantae; Chlorophyta; Trebouxiophyceae; Chlorellales; Chlorellaceae
Exons: 1
Biological process (GO): protein refolding
Cellular component (GO): cytoplasm
Source: RefSeq, a predicted model, not a curated record